Molecule: messenger RNA, 460 nt
Organism: Paramecium sonneborni
Lineage: Eukaryota; Ciliophora; Oligohymenophorea; Peniculida; Parameciidae
Source: the annotation of a GenBank genome assembly
AUGAAUAAAUUUUAAGUAAAUUGUAAAUAAAUAUAUUCAUUUAAUAAUUGUUAUAAUUUUCUUUUGGACUCAAAAUCUGAAAAGUUGAUUGAAAAUUUGUAAUAAGAAGAGUAAAAGAUUAGAGAAAUAUUGAAGAAUGAAGAAUAAUCUGAAAAUUGGAAAUAAAGUAAUUGCUCUAUUUGAUUAAAAAGUGAAUAUGUAUUGGAAUAAUAAUCCAGAAGAGGAAUUUGAAUUUUUAGAAAUAAUAGGAGAAGGUGCAUAUGCAAAUGUGUAUAAAGGUAGAAAUAAGGAGAAUGGUUAGAUAGUGGCAAUAAAAAUAAUAGCAAUGGUUGAUGAAGUUGAGAAUUUUAGUAUAGGAAAUAAAGAUUUUGAAAGUAAGAUUUGUCUAACAAGGAUGGUUAGCAUACUAACAUAGAGUCUUUUUUGAAAUCUUAUUAUAAAGAUAAUAAUUUAUGGUUAA